UUAAGAGGAGAGAAGGCAGGGAUGGAAGAGCUCACCGCUUUCGUGUCUAAGUCUUUCGACCAGAAAGUGAAGGAGAAGAAGGAAGUGAUAACCUACAGGGAGGUGUUGGAGACCGGGUCGACGAGAGCAGGGAGCAGGGAGUCUUUAUCCGGGGAGCCGGGGAGCCGAGAGGAGGCAACAGCCGUCACCCGGAACGUUGCGCUCUCGCCGGGCAGGGAAACGGACAUGCUCGGCCCGGAAAGAAUCAGGGACGUCGGGAGCCCCAAACUCAUUGACGGCAACACGGACGUGAAAGAAAGGAAAGAGGACUCGAAGCCUAUAGAGGACGAGGCACAGACUAAAAUCAAACAGAGGAGAAGUCGGACUAACUUCACAUUAGAGCAGCUCAACGAGCUGGAGCGGCUCUUCGACGAGACCCACUACCCGGACGCCUUCAUGCGGGAGGAGCUUAGCCAGCGACUGGGACUGUCGGAGGCCCGAGUGCAGGUUUGGUUCCAGAACAGAAGAGCCAAAUGCAGAAAACAGGAGAACCAGUUACAUAAAGGAGUCCUGAUUGGAGCAGCGAACCAGUUUGAAGCUUGUCGUGUAGCGCCAUAUGUCAACGUGGGGGCUUUACGGAUGCCAUUCCAACAGGAUAGUCAUUGCAACGUGCCGCCCUUCUCCUUUCAGGUGCAGGCGCAACUGCAGCUGGACAGCGCCGUGGCCCACGCGCAGCACCACCUGCACUCUCACCUGGCGGCGCACGCGCCGUACAUGAUGUUCCCCGCGCCGCCGUUCGGGCUGCCGCUGGCGACGCUCGCAGCCGAGUCCGCCUCCGCCGCCUCAGUUGUGGCCGCUGCCGCCGCCGCCAAGAACACCAGCAAGAACUCCAGCAUCGCCGACCUGAGACUGAAGGCCAAAAAGCACGCGGCCGCGCUGGGACUGUGA
Messenger RNA from Micropterus dolomieu (smallmouth bass), 927 nucleotides. RefSeq names its product short stature homeobox 2 (gene shox2). Lineage: Eukaryota; Metazoa; Chordata; Actinopteri; Centrarchiformes; Centrarchidae. The record is from RefSeq and is a predicted model, not a curated record. Bases 22 to 927 code for a protein of 301 amino acids. The transcript is spliced from 5 exons. Gene Ontology annotation, molecular function: DNA-binding transcription factor activity, RNA polymerase II-specific; sequence-specific double-stranded DNA binding. Gene Ontology annotation, biological process: regulation of transcription by RNA polymerase II. Gene Ontology annotation, cellular component: nucleus.